Molecule: messenger RNA, 765 nt
Organism: Linum tenue
Lineage: Eukaryota; Viridiplantae; Streptophyta; Magnoliopsida; Malpighiales; Linaceae
Source: the annotation of a GenBank genome assembly
CCCAUCGCCAUUCUUAUCGUCAAUCAAUAUUCCCCUUUUUCUCUCUCUCUUUCUCUCUCGCGCAGCAGCAAUGGAUGUCAUGUUUGCUCAACGAUCGUCGUCCUCCUUGAAUCCGAACGCCCCGCUGUUCGUCCCGAUGGCUUACCAGGCGGUGGAGGAUUUCUCCGAUCAGUGGUGGUCGCUCAUCCAAUCCUCCACCUGGUUCCGCGACUACUGGCUCCAGGAGCGCUACCAGGAUCCCCAAUCCGACUUCUUCCUCCCCGAAGACCUCGAUUUCUUCGACGACGGCGCCGAUUUCCUCAGCGGCAAAGAUGUGGAGGAGAAGGAAGAGGAAGUGGCCCGGAUGAAAUGGGACAUGGUGUCGGUGGGAUCGACGAAAUGGAGGAAGAGCGAUCUGGCUCGGUCGCCGAGGUAUGCGGAGAAGGCGGCGAAGAUUGUGAAUGUGAAGGUGAGUCCGAGGACGAUUCAGCAGCCGAGGUAGAUUAUUGGUGGUGAGUCAGGAAGUAGAAGGAGACCGAGUUUGGGGGGUUCUUUUUCCUUUGUGUAGUGUUAUUGUAAAUAGUGCAGAAGAGUGUUUGCUUUGACGAUAGUCAGGAUGAUCUUCUUCAUGAAUCGUGAUUUCCUUUCUGGGUUCUAUUACCCAAGUUUCCGCUUAGCUUGUACCUUGUACCAGUUUCAGUUACCCCCCAAAAGCUAAUGUAAUGUAGAAAGAAAAAGAAGUACAAAAACAAUGAAAGAACAGAACUUUGUUACCGUUUCUACAAA